Molecule: messenger RNA, 1771 nt
Organism: Nerophis lumbriciformis (worm pipefish)
Lineage: Eukaryota; Metazoa; Chordata; Actinopteri; Syngnathiformes; Syngnathidae
Gene: eva1c
Product: eva-1 homolog C (C. elegans)
Molecular function (GO): carbohydrate binding
Source: RefSeq, a predicted model, not a curated record
GUGUGGCGCACUACUUUGUCCCUCCGCGCCCCACACUCGUAACCACGCACUUUGCACCCGCGCUGUUCCGGUUCUGCUCACGGUGUCAUGUGUGCAGGGUCCGGCCAGGUCCACUUGCUGCGGUUAAUAUGAGCCCACAGGCGAGCCAUGGGACCCGGACCGGACCUGUUCUACCUGACUUUACUGCUGUGGACCAGGAGAGGGACCGGACUGGCGGACUUCUCAAACUACCUGUCCAGGAUCCUGAGCACUCAUUCGGUCUGGGCCUGCGACGGUCAUCCUGUACGCCUCCACUGUCCUCGCCACUCCACCAUCUCCAUCCAUCACGCCUUCUACGGCGCCGGCCAGCUGGCCCGGCGGUGCCUGGCGGACCCCGCCACCGUCCAGGCAGCCCGGAACCGCGGCUGCUCGUCUCUGACCGUGCUGCAGAAGCUGCUGUCGGAGUGUCAGAACCACAGAGACUGUCAGCUCUACGUCAACCACCUGCUCUUUGGACCCGACCCUUGUCCUGGUACCAGCAAGUACCUCCAUGUGGACUACAAGUGUAAACCCACGGAGCACAAAAGGCGAGUGGCGUGCGAGGGUGAGACGGUGGUGUUACGCUGCAAGCCCCCCCGCGUGCUGAACAUCUACUCGGCGGUCUAUGGUCGAGGUCUACACCAGGAGGACACCUGCCCCUCCACCCUGACCCCACACACCCUCUUUGACUGCCUGAGCCUGGACGCCGUACGUGUGCUCAACAAGCGUUGCUACGGCAAACAGAGGUGCGCCGUCGUCGUUGGCAACGAGACCUUCAAGGACCCGUGCCCCCCCGGAUCCAGGAAGUACCUCAGUGUGCUCUUCUCUUGCGUGCCUUGGAUUCUACUGAGGGAGGUGGACCCAAAUAUUGCUGUCAUCACCUCGUCAUCGCCAGCACUCAGCACAGAAGGUCUUCCAGUCCAUGUUGACGUCCCGCAUCCCGAAGGCAAGGACGACUCCGGAGCGAUGAUGAGCACCUCCCUCGCCGCCUACGCCUUCAUCAAAGAGCAUCCAGACAUGGCGGCGCUGCUGUUUGCUUCCAGCGUCUGCCUGGGCCUCGUGGUCACGCUGCUCGCCGUGUCGGUCCAAGUCACCUGCGGGGGGGAGGAUGAUGAUGAUGAUGAUGAUGACGACAACACUGAGGGAAGCUCGUCAUUGGAGGCAAAGUCCGUCACUGACCAGUGGGAGGAAGUGACGCAGGUGAGCGAGGCGGCGGAGAGAGCGGAGAGGAUGGAGCGCAGGGAGAUGAUCGUGCAGGAAAUUAGGAUGAACGCUUACUUGAACGGAGGCUAAGGUCUGUAAGGGCGCCAUCAAAGAAUUGGAAUUAUUACUCUCCAAAUGUUUUGUACACGCACCUUUUGUAUUUGUCUCCAAGCACCACUAGAAGAGGCUGCAAAACAAACACAUACCUCGCAUGUUUUGCUGUAUUUUGCUCCCUAGUGGCAGCUGUUGUAAUCACACCUGCAAACAAAUGAUUCCUAGACUAGAGUCCUGUCCCUUUUAAGAGGGCUGUUGGUCAUUAAAAUAAAUGUUUUAUUUUCUGGCUCUCAACAAAGGCGAACGCUUCCCUCUCCCUUAUUUCUCCUGCCUCCUCUUAACUUCCUGGAGACUCUUUUUGCACUGCUCUCUAAAAUCUGGGAAGUGGAAUUGAUCAAGUGGCCUCUCAAAGAAAUGAACAACAUCUUUUGGAGGAGAAGCUCAAAUUCGGAGGUAACCUGCCUGUCCUGACGGAACCUUUUGUUGCUGGAUACAC